Pristis pectinata (smalltooth sawfish) is the source of this 1338-nucleotide messenger RNA. Its product is annotated as heparan-alpha-glucosaminide N-acetyltransferase-like. NCBI's taxonomy places the organism in Eukaryota, Metazoa, Chordata, Chondrichthyes, Rhinopristiformes, Pristidae. The record is from RefSeq and is a predicted model, not a curated record. The transcript is spliced from 13 exons.
AUGGAGGUGUUUGAAAACAAGGAUAACAGUUUUAAAGUUGAGGUGUUGCUUAACCUGGAGUCAGUACAGGAACUUGCACCUAUAAGUAAUGCUGAUACCUCAGCCAAGGCCACGAGACCCAAAUCUCGGCGAUUACGUUCUCUUGAUACUUUUCGUGGUUUGGCACUAACACUUAUGGUCUUUGGCAACUAUGGAGGUGGCAGCUACUGGUUCUUUGAACAUGCCCCAUGGAAUGGAUUGACUGUAGCUGACCUUGUGAUGCCUUGGUUUGUUUUCAUCAUUGGUACGUCUGUAGCCCUGUCCUUCAGUGCUAUGCUCCGACGAGGGGUCCAUCGAUUGCAGUUGCUACGAAAGCUCACCUGGAGAACUGCUAUUCUGCUUCUGAUUGGUGCUUUUUUCACCAACUAUGGCCCAGCUGAUGUAUCAUGGGAAAGGGCCAGAAUCCCUGGAGUUCUGCAACGUCUUGGGUUCACAUAUUUUGUCAUUGCCAUAAUGGAGACUUGUUGUGCUAAAAAGGAUCUGAAACAAUAUGUGGUGAGAAAUUUUUUCUGGUGAUCAGACCGUAUUUGGACUCCGGUUAGGGAAAUUCUCAUCUACUGGCUCGAGUGGACAUUUAUCAUCAUACUGGAAAUAUUGUGGCUGUGUCUCACCUUUCUCCUACCUGUCCCAGGAUGUCCCAGGGGUUACCUUGGAGCUGGAGGAAUAGGAGAUGAUGGAAAGUUCUCAAAUUGUACUGGAGGGGCAGCAGGCUAUAUUGACAAAUGGCUUCUGGGAACGAAUCACAUUUAUAACUGGCCAACAUGCAAGCUAAUGUAUUACACUACUGAGCCAUUCGAUCCAGAAGGAGUCCUGGGAACAAUCAAUUCGGUUGUAAUGGCCUUUAUUGGAUUGCAGGCUGGAAAGAUCAUUCUUGUGUAUUGUCCUAAUCAUUUCAGCAUCCUCAAGCGGUUUCUGAUCUGGACCGUUUUAUUGGGAUUUAUUUCGGCGGUCCUUACAAAAUGCAGCGGGGAGGAAGGGUUCAUCCCCAUCAAUAAAAACCUCUGGUCCCUGUCCUUCAUCACCAUGACAGGCUGCUCCUCUUUCAUCCUGCUGGGUCUGAUGUACUACGUUAUAGACAUGAGGGAGUGGUGGGGUGGGGAGCCAUUCAUCUUCCCAGGAAUGAAUUCAAUCUUCGUUUAUGUCGGACAUUCUAUACUGAGUGGAUACUUCCCAUUCAGUUGGGAAAUGAAGUACGAGAAUACUCAUGCUGAGCGCCUCCUCCAGGAUCUAGUGGGCACUGCUGUUUGGGUUUUCAUUGCAUAUCUGCUGUAUAGAAAGAGAUUCUUCUUAAAAAUAUAA